AUGCCUAAAGAAGUUCACUCUCAAACUGGUGUCAGUCCUGGAAUAAUUAGCAGGACAAGGGCAAUGCACUGUCCUGAGCUCCCCAAGCACUCUGGUGGCCACCCUUCUAAGCUCUCACCAAAAAUUUGCCAUGCCACCCACUUGUUGACUGGCCCUGCCCCCACAACCCCAUGCCUAGUUGCUCAAGAGCUCUCUAGCACAAAUGAGGUUGCUGUCUCAAGCCUUACUGUGCAUUGGGCAGUGCAGAAAGCUGGUGUGGUGCUUUUUGUCAAGCCCAAAAAGCCAGCUAUGACAAAGGAACAUAUCAAGGCACAUUAUGAAUUUGCUAUGGCACACCAGCACUGGACAAUGGAUGACUGGAAGAGGGGUUGGCCAGGCACCUCAGCCCCACCAGAUCAUCAAAACCCACAAGCAUGGAUGAGGCCAUAUCUGAUUUGGGCAUGCAUGGGGUGGGAAGGCCUGGUUCAUGUGCAGGAUAGAUGGGCUCUCACCAAGGAACUCUAUGUGGAGAUCUUAGAAGAUGAAUUCAAGCAAACUCUGGAGUACUAUGGGUUGGACAUGGAGAAGGUCAUAUUUAUGCAAGACAAUGCAAGCUCCCACAAGGCCCAUAUUGUACAAGACUGGUUCCAAGAGAGUGGCUUAGAGGUCUUUGAGUAG
Rhizoctonia solani is the source of this 657-nucleotide messenger RNA. RefSeq names its product Transposase. The coding region runs from base 1 to 657 and encodes 218 amino acids. The transcript has 3 exons. NCBI's taxonomy places the organism in Eukaryota, Fungi, Basidiomycota, Agaricomycetes, Cantharellales, Ceratobasidiaceae. Gene Ontology annotation, molecular function: nucleic acid binding. The record is from RefSeq and is a predicted model, not a curated record.